Messenger RNA from Cottoperca gobio, 742 nucleotides. RefSeq names its product claudin domain containing 1b (gene cldnd1b). The record is from RefSeq and is a predicted model, not a curated record. The coding region runs from base 308 to 727 and encodes 139 amino acids. The transcript has 4 exons. NCBI's taxonomy places the organism in Eukaryota, Metazoa, Chordata, Actinopteri, Perciformes, Bovichtidae.
ACCGCCAGAAAAAGUCAAAAAGAAGAAGAAGAAAACUUAUUAAGGCAAAGAAGAGGGCGGAGGCCUGCAUUGAAUUUAAAGAGCAGAAGAAUUGACGCUAAUAUUUGGCCGUUUUGUCAAGCGAUGAGGUUGUGAACGCCUCUGGGUUUGGGACAUUGGUUACAAUGCUGCACAGUGGAACUAUGAUUAAAUAGAGUAUCGUGUUGAGAUACUCUGACACUGUCACACUACCUGACAAUAGUUCACAGACAUGCCGUGGUGCCUAAACACUAAGCGGAAAUAUAAUUUGUAACGAUCACAAGACACCAUGGUCGACAAUCGCUAUGCCACAGCCCUCGUCAUCGGCUCGGUGCUGAGCCUACUGGCGACAGUGUAUCUGUCUGUGGCUGUGGGAACUCAACACUGGUACCAGUACAGCUGUCCACCAGUUAAACGUGAGGGGAGCAACGCCUCCGAGCUCAGAGAGGAGUUCAUCAAUGGAGAGUUUGAUGAGAAGACUUACAGCGACACCAUGUUCCGCCUGAACGGCACCCUGGGACUGUGGUGGAGGUGCAUACUGGUGCCCAGCCAGUCUCACUGGUUCAAAGAGCCAGAUCCGAAGAUGGAGAGGCAGUGUGUGAGCUUCACUCUUCCUCAGCAGUUUAGUCCAAAGUACAAAUACCCUGGAAACCAUAACGGCGAAGAAGAUGUGCUGAGAACAUGUGAGUUUACUCUGUUGCCCCUGUAGUGGAAAAUGUCCAUG